This is a messenger RNA of Amphiprion ocellaris (clown anemonefish), 4071 nucleotides long. RefSeq names its product angiomotin like 2a (gene amotl2a). Lineage: Eukaryota; Metazoa; Chordata; Actinopteri; Pomacentridae. The transcript has 11 exons. Bases 222 to 2333 code for a protein of 703 amino acids. Gene Ontology annotation, biological process: regulation of cell migration; establishment of cell polarity involved in ameboidal cell migration; actin cytoskeleton organization. The record is from RefSeq and is a predicted model, not a curated record. Gene Ontology annotation, cellular component: cytoplasmic vesicle; bicellular tight junction; plasma membrane.
AGUCUGCUGCUGCUGGCCGCCGGUGCGCACACACAUGGAGGGAAGGAGCUGUGGGAGCCUGCGGACGGGUUUCAAAUAAACUGCGAGCGCUGAACCGAGAUACUACAACGCUGUUCGCUGUGUGAUGACACUGCAAUCUGAUCUGUGAUUUGUGAAGUGUCCACACCACCGAAUCGAGACUUGUUUGUUUUUGUUUUUUAACUUAUUUCUGGCUGACUGAGAUGAGAACUGCUGAGGACUCUUCUGGAACGGUCCUGCACCGUCUCAUCCAAGAGCAGCUCCGCUACGGAAACCUGACAGACACUCGCACUCUCCUGGCGAUCCAGCAGCAGGCCCUGCGUGGAGGCAGCGGCGGCGGCACCGGCAGCCCUCGCUCCUCUCUGGAGAGCCUGACUCAGGAGGAGACACAGUACAUCCAGAUGUCAACACGACAGGAGCCCCAAGGCCAGGAGCACCAGGGGGACUGUCUGCACUCUGAGAGCUCCGUGUGCCACCUUUACCAGCUGCACGGGGAGGAGCUGCCCACCUAUGAGGAGGCCAAAGCCCACCUGAUCUCCCAGCAAGGACAGAUGGAGCAGGACGGCCUCGGCAUGGACAUAAUGGGAGGUCAAAGUGAGGGUCAGUGGGAUCUGAAGAGAGAGCACGCUCGCUCUCUGAGCGAGAGGCUCAUGCAGCUCUCUCUGGAGAGAAACGCACCCAGAGACAGUCUGGCUAUGAGCUCUUCACACAGCUACCCACAGCUGUACAAUACCAGUAAUGUUACAAACGCUGCGGCUCCGGACAGACAAGGGGGCCAACACUGUGCCGACCAGCGUGGACCCCCUCCGGACUAUCCUCUCUUUGCCAGGAUUCCUGGAUACAUGCUGAGCCACUCAGAGGAGCACGUUCAGUACCACCGAGACCCUCCUCCCCCCUUCUACUCCCAGCAUCACAGGUAUGUGUCGGCUCAGACCCAGGUGGCUCACAGCGGCAUCAUCGCAGCCUCCGGCAAUAACUCUGCUCAGAGCGACGUGUUGAUGCGGGAGAACGACCGGCUCAGGAGGGAGCUGGAAGUUUACGCUGAGAAGGCCGCCAGGCUGCAGAAGCUGGAGGUGGAGAUUCAGAGGAUAUCUGAGGCUUAUGAGACCCUGAUGAAAGGCUCUGCCAAGCGGGAAACUCUGGAGAAAACAAUGAGGAAUAAGCUAGAGGCCGAGCUUAAGAGGAUGCACGACUGCAACCGAGACCUGAAAGAUCAACUUGAAACAGCCACCAAACACAGAGCAGCCAAGGAGGCCGAGUGCACAAACCAGAAGGAGCACGUCUUUGCAAAACUCCUUGAACAAAAUGAGGAGCAGCAGCGGGAACGCGAACGUCUGGAUAGGCAGAUUCAACAUCUGCGAGUGUCCGGCGAGGAGAGCCAGCGGAGACGUGAGCUGCUGGAACAGGCUCUGGCCUCGGCUCAAAUCCGCAACCGGCAGCUGGAGGAAGAGCUGCAGAGGAAGAGGGCCUAUGUGAAGAAAGUGGAGCGGCUGCAGAGCUCGCUGGCUCAGCUGCAGGCGGCCUGCGAGAAGAGGGAAGCGCUGGAGCUGCGACUGCGAACUCGGCUGGAGCAGGAAUUGAAAAGCCUCAGAGCACAACAGUCCCAGAGCCAGACAUCUGACAGCACAGCUUCAGAACUGAGCUCGUCCUCGCAGCAGCAGCAGCAGUUGAGGGAGAAGGAGGAGCGUAUUCUGGCCCUGGAGGCCGACAUCACCAGGUGGGAGCAGAAGUACCUGGAGGAGAGCACCAUGAGGCAGUUUGCAAUGGAUGCAGCCGCUACAGCUGCAGCACAGAGGGACACAACCAUCAUCAAUCAUUCACCCCGACAUUCACCCAACAACAGUUUCAAUGAAGAUCUGCCUUUGUCUACUCACAGACACCAGGAGAUGGAGAACAGGAUCCGAGCACUUCACGCUCAGCUCCUGGAGAAGGACGCUGUGAUCAAAGUCCUGCAGCAGCGCUCCAGAUGGGAGCAGGGCAAACUGGAGAAACAGAACCUUCGUCCGGCCCGAUCCGUUCCCUCCAUCAACACCGUGACCAGCAGCACCGACAGUAAAGCUGUAGCAAAGAGCCUCUCAGAUGACCAGACAGGUGCUUCAGUGCUGCAGCCUCGACCCUUCGUCUCAGCCAAGAGCUCCAGCAGAGACUCCAGUACUCAGAGCGACGAGGCCCCGCAAGAGCCUGAAGCAGAGGCUGACAAAGGAAAGACGUCUGACGGCACCUCAGCAGCUUCCACUGAGGAGUCAAAGGCACAGCUCAAGACUCUCAAGAGCAUCAACAGCUCGGACGCAGAGAUGGUUGAAAUCCUGAUUUGAAUGCAGCUCAUAGACUAACAGAUGACAGAAGCUGUUGGCGGAAGCGUUAAAGGCCUCCAAGUCUGAGUCCAGAGUGUGGCACAGUUUGCAAGGAGAGCUGAGCUUUCCUUUGACUGUUUCUGCACAAACAGACAGUGGGAAUAUCCAAGGUACCUGGACAGUAUUCUGCAUCGUGAUAGGAACUGGGCUGCUGACUGUGCAUAUGUUGUGCAUGUUAUUUUUGUAGUUAUAUGUUGUAUUUAUAUUUGUAAAUGCUGCUCAUAUUGUUUGAGAGGUGAGGAUCACUCAUCUUGGUGUGCUCCACUUUUUAAAUUAUAUAUAUAUAUAUAUAUAUAUAUAUAUAUAUAUAUAUAUAUAUAUAUAUAUAUAUAUAUAUGAGACUCACUUCUCUGGAUUACGUGACUAUGUUUGUUUGGUUUAUCCUGAUUUUUCCAGUAGCAUCCCUAUGACCAUGCCCUCUAAAAGUAUUUAUAAUAUUACUCAAAAUAAGCGUCCUCUACGUUUUCAUACCAUGUUUGGGGAUAAUUCUGUUUAACAGGACCCCUCAAACCUAAAUUAACAGUUGCUCCUCACUUUAAAAUACAUUCGGGAGCCCUGCUCACAGCUCAGCAAAGGAUUUGGAAACUUCCUUUGAAUGUGGAGCCUGCAGAACGCCUCUUAAAAAAGCCUGCGAGGAUUGACAGCGUUUCACUGGGGUCUAAUUUUCCAGAUCCCGGGUUAAUGUUCGGGGCCUCACAUGACGACUGCGCAACAUUUCGCUCCCCUCCGAUGACACACCGGAGCUAAUCUUCUCACAUUCCUUGCCGAGGGAAUGCUCCCGUUAAAGAAAAAGGCUAUCUAAAGUCUGACCCCUCGCCCUUGUUAAAAUGGCAGGCAUUCUCCACAUGAUUCCUUUUCUGGGGUUGGUUAUUUCUUCUGAGCCAUGGUAGCUGGUUCUACCAUGAGCACAGAAAUGGUCAACUAUAAUUGGCCUGCAUUUGCUACUUGUUGUCCUCAUCACUGUGUUAUAUUCAGCUGUGUUUUCUCCAUCGCUCAAGUAUCUCACAUUUCCAAGCAGGCUAUACGCUUAACAUGGAAAUUUCUAUUUAUUUCUCCCUGCAUAAUGUAGGAUCACUGAACACUGCUGAAUGUAGACUCCUGUUUUCAAGGAAUGUGCUUUGUAUUUAACUGGAAUGUGCCACAAUUCAGAUUUGUUCUGCUCUUUAGAGGGAAAGGCCGCAAAAAUUUGCCAUCAGGGGGUUUCUGAAGACGCUAUUAUCCGGUUUCAAAUGUUGGCUUUCUUGGGUUUCCAUGUUGAUAACAUUAUGAACAGGAUAAUUGUCUGAAGUGUACAAAUAAUGUGUGACACCACAUUUAACUGGUAUUCCCCCUCAGGCUUGUUCAUCAUAUUUCCCCAUCACAGUGCAUUUGCUGGUGAAUGCAAUGUGUUCAUUUGAGUUACUGCCCUUCACUUGUUUUGGAAUGUGUUUACAAAAAUGGCUAUUUGAAGUGAGAGAAGUUAAUAUAUUUUGUAUUUUUUCAUUUACAUAUGCGUAAUUGUUUUGUUUCUUGGUGCCAAAGAUGUACUCUACUUUUAAGUUAUCACUGAUGACAAAUACAAAAGGUCCUGUUAAGGUGCCUUGCUUCAGCUGGUUGACCCAAUUUGAUGUUGCUGUGAACUUUUGUAGAGGAAACAUUUGUAUGUAUGACUUAACAUUUCACAAUAAUAGAAUAAAUUCUUAAUAUAUGUCUGAUGAAA